UCCCGCGGGUGACGCGGUCCGGGCGCGCCGGGCGCGGGCAGCGGCGGUGGGAUGGAGAUGGCGGCGGCGCCGUGCGCGGGGGAGCCGGAGCGGCUGGACUUCCUGCGGGAUCGGCACGUGCGCUUCUUCCAGCGCUGCCUCCAGAUCCUGCCCGAGCGCUACUCGUCCCUGGAGACCAGCAGGUUGACAAUUGCAUUUUUCGCGCUCUCUGGUCUGGAUAUGUUGGAUUCCUUAGAUGUGGUGAACAAAGAUGAUAUAAUAGAAUGGAUUUAUUCCCUGCAGGUCCUUCCCACUGAAGACAGAUCAAACUUGCAUCGCUGUGGAUUCAGAGGCUCUUCAUAUUUAGGGAUGCCAUUCAAUCCCUCCAAGGGUCCAGGUAUAUCUCAUCCCUAUGAUAGCGGGCACAUAGCAAUGACUUACACAGGUCUAUCAUGUCUGGUUAUUCUUGGAGAUGAUUUAAGUCGAGUAAAUAAAGAUGCCAUACUGACAGGACUGAGAGCGCUCCAGCUGGAGGAUGGAAGUUUCUGUGCUGUGCUGGAAGGAAGUGAGAAUGAUAUGAGGUUUGUGUACUGUGCUUCCUGUAUCUGCUACAUGCUCGAUAACUGGUCAGGCAUGGAUAUGAAGAAAGCUAUAGACUACAUCAGAAGAAGUAUGUCUUAUGAUAACGGCCUGGCCCAGGGAGCUGGACUGGAAUCUCAUGGUGGCUCUACAUUCUGUGGUAUUGCAUCGCUGUGUUUGAUGGGUAAACUGGAAGAAGUUUUUUCAGAAAAAGAACUGAACAGAAUAAGAAGAUGGUGUAUAAUGAGACAACAGAAUGGCUACCAUGGACGACCCAACAAACCUGUAGACACUUGCUAUUCCUUCUGGGUGGGAGCAACAUUGAAGCUCUUGAAUAUAUUCCAAUAUACAAAUUUUGAGAAAAACCGAAAUUACAUCCUGUCAACUCAAGAUCGCCUUGUUGGUGGAUUUGCCAAGUGGCCAGAUAGCCAUCCAGAUGCUUUACAUGCCUACUUUGGGAUCUGUGGUUUGUCAUUAAUUGGAGAAUCUGGUAUUUGCAAAGUUCAUCCUGCCCUGAAUGUAAGCACAAGAACCUCAGAGCGCCUUCACCACCUUCAUCAGAUCUGGAAAACGGACUUUAAACAGUGUUCAGACAACACACACUUCUUUAUGUGACUGAUUUAGACUUGAAUUUAGUUCUGGUAGCAUAAUUGUAGCCCAGGGUUAAAAGCCAUGUAUAACCAAUGUGCUCUUUUAAGUGCUGGAGUCAUACAAUCAGAUCUGUGUUGCUGGCAUCACUUCAGUAGGGAGUUGCCUUCAGCAGGUUAUUCUGCAUUGUGAAAAAAGGAGAUAUUUUGAUUAUAUAGAAGUUUGUCACCGCAGACUGUAAAUGGCUUUUCAAAUGGCUUUACUUCUAGGAAAUCCCUUGAGGCGUUUAAACUUCAUUUCAAGUUUAUUUUUUUAAAUUUGUGCAUACUGUGUCAAAAUAUAUAAUGGGGAAAUAUUUUCAAAAUCUGUUUACAUAUCAUGCAGUAUAGCACAGAACCUUGGAGUUCUUUAUGAUCUUACUAUUUGACAUAUUUUGGCUAGAGAAUCUCCCAUAUUAAGUCUCAGUUAAAAAUUACCUUUUAUCAUAAACUUUCAGAUUCCAUAAACUUUCUUUUAAAAAGCAAAUGAAUUAAAUAAAAUUAUUUUAUUCAAUAUA
This is a messenger RNA of Pipra filicauda (Wire-tailed manakin), 1702 nucleotides long. RefSeq names its product protein geranylgeranyltransferase type I subunit beta (gene PGGT1B). Lineage: Eukaryota; Metazoa; Chordata; Aves; Passeriformes; Pipridae. Gene Ontology annotation, biological process: protein geranylgeranylation. The record is from RefSeq and is a predicted model, not a curated record. Gene Ontology annotation, cellular component: CAAX-protein geranylgeranyltransferase complex. Gene Ontology annotation, molecular function: CAAX-protein geranylgeranyltransferase activity.